Messenger RNA from Planococcus citri (citrus mealybug), 2417 nucleotides. RefSeq names its product glutamate--cysteine ligase (gene Gclc). The coding region runs from base 190 to 2160 and encodes 656 amino acids. Gene Ontology annotation, cellular component: glutamate-cysteine ligase complex. Gene Ontology annotation, molecular function: glutamate-cysteine ligase activity. The transcript has 12 exons. Gene Ontology annotation, biological process: glutathione biosynthetic process. The record is from RefSeq and is a predicted model, not a curated record. NCBI's taxonomy places the organism in Eukaryota, Metazoa, Arthropoda, Insecta, Hemiptera, Pseudococcidae.
AUUUUUUUUUCAUAAUUCGAGAAAUUUUGAAUUUAUUAUUUAAACCCUCAUAAUCGAAUAAGUUCGACAGUUCGGUGUGAAUUUUGCUUUCGCCGAUGUACCUGCCGUGACCACGAACGCGAUAAGUUCAUCAGGUCAUCAUCGUGAUUAUUGGCUCGCAAUUUAAUCGCGUUUUCGUCUCCAACUGUUAUGGGACUAUUGAGCGAAGGCAAACCACUAUCUUGGGAAGAAACCAAAGCACUAGCCGAACACGUAAGAAAACAUGGCAUCGUUCAGUUCAUCAAUCUGUACCAUCGUUUGAAAGAUAAACAAGGAGAUAUCUUGAAAUUCGGCGACGAAGUGGAAUACGUGAUCGUUAAAUUUGACCAUGAAAACAAGGUAGCGAGGCUCAGUUUACGAGGAGCUGAGAUAUUGAAGAAGUUGAAUGAAAAAGAAGCCUUGAAUCCUGAUACCGUGAAGUCGUUAUGGAGACCGGAAUAUGCAGCUUAUAUGAUCGAAGGUACCCCUGGCAAACCAUACGGUGGUUUAACUGCUCAUUUCAACGUUGUCGAAGCCAACAUGAGGUACAGAAGGGAAGAAGUCGAAGAGUUUUUGGAGAAAGAUGAGAUCAUCAUGAGUGUAACUACAUUCCCAAGGUUAGGCUGUCCUAAUUUCACGUCACCUAUUUUCCAACCGAAUCCGAACGAGGGUGCAUCACAUUCCUUAUUUUUUCCUCAAGAAGCCAUAUUCUCGGAUCACCCCAGGUUUGCAACGUUGACCAGAAAUAUCCGAAUGCGAAGGGGUGAAAAAGUCGCCAUUAAUUUACCGAUUUUCAAGGAUAAAAACACUCCUUCGCCGUUUGUCGAAGACUUACAAGCUUUGGGAGAUAAUGGAGAAUCUGCGAAGGCAGCUUUACCAGAUCACGUGUAUUUGGAUGCGAUGGGAUUUGGAAUGGGAUGUUGCUGUUUACAAAUCACUUUUCAAGCGUGUUGUAUCGACGAAGCUCGCAAACUCUACGAUCAAUUGACCCCUCUGUGCCCGAUUCUGCUCGCAAUAACAGCAGCUUCUCCGGUAUUUCGUGGCUACUUGACAGAUACCGAUUGUCGAUGGUCGGUUAUAUCAGGCUCGGUGGAUUGUCGAACACGCGAAGAAAGAGGACUAGAGCCAUUGAAAAACAACAAAUUCGUAAUUCCUAAAUCUCGCUACGAUUCUAUCGACUCGUAUUUAUCUUGCGAAUCCGACAAAUUCAACGAUAUACCUUUAAUCUACGAUCAAGCCAUAUACAAUCAAUUGAGAGAGAACAACAUCGACCACUUACUCGCUCAGCACGUAGCUCAUCUUUUCAUACGCGAUACGGUUUCGUUAUUCGGUGAAAAAGUUAACCAAAACGAUGAAGUGGAUACCGAUCAUUUCGAGAAUAUUCAAUCGACCAAUUGGCAGACUAUGAGGUUCAAGCCGCCUCCUCCCAACUCCAAUAUUGGUUGGAGAGUCGAAUUCAGACCGUGUGAAAAUCAGUCGACCGAUUUCGAAAACGCAGCUGUUGUCUGCUUUAUCGUCAUGUUAACCAGAGUUUUGUUAUCGUAUAAUAUCGAUUUGAUUAUACCAAUUAGUAAAGUCGACGAAAAUUUAAAAAACGCUCAAAAACGAAACGCAAUCAACACGGAGAAAUUUUGGUUCAGAAAAUACAUCAAUUUAUCGAGCAAAACAUGUCCAAAUUUAUUAAGCGAUCCUGCCUUUAAAAAUAUGAAUUUUACUCCCGAAGAUUCCGAGCCUGUAUACACACAAAUGACAAUAAACGAAAUCAUCAAUGGAAAAGAAGGUGAAUUCCCAGGUUUGAUACCGCUUCUGAACACUUACCUUUUUAGCAUGGAAAUAGACGCAGAUACGCAUUGCACAAUUCAACAGUACUUGAGCUUAAUCAAAGGACGAGCUUCAGGUGAAAUUCUUACGACCGCUGGUUGGAUAAGGAAAUACGUCAGGGAACACCCCAGUUACAAAUUCGAUUCGGUCAUCAGCGAUGAAAUCAAUUACGAUUUAUUGAGAACUUUACACGAUAUUCAAACCGGCCAAAUCACUUGUCCAGAGUUACUCGGACAAACCUUAGGGGUUAACUCGAAGACUCAAGAUAAUAUACCUACCUCGGUGGUAAAAGCGUACUGUCCCGAUGGAUGUAAACCAUAAAGAAAACCCAAGUGUUUGAGUUGAUUACGAACACGUUAAUGUUAUAGUUAACUUUUAUUUUAUUUAUUUUUUUAUCGUGAAACAAUUCUAUAUAAAUUAUUAUUUUGUUACAGGUUUUAAUAAUUUUUUAAAAAUGUAUUUUACGUUGUUAUAUAUUUUACCUUCACAAAGGUUCUUCACCGUUGUACUUCGUAUUAUUUCAUCGUUUUAAAUGUUACGUUUAUAAUGGAAUAAUAUAUUUAGAGCACUCUCGUUAA